GGGUGGAGAUUAAGUGCUUCAGAACAAAGGUACUGCUGCUGCUGUUGCGUUUAAGUCAAGGGAGUGUUUUGUUGUUUUUUUUUUAUUUGUGUUGUAGAAAAGGUGGAAGCUGCAGGCAAAAUAAGUUACAAGAGUUGUGUGGUUAGUAUCCUAGAUGUAUUAUUUACUGGUAAAUAUAUUUGCUGUUUGGCAAGUAAAGCUUACGAGUUGCCAGCCUGGCUACUUCUUUCUCUGUAGAGGAUGUGUUUGACAAUUGUCAAGUUUUCAAGCAUGCUUUAGAUCAUUGCUGGGGAAGUUUUUUCUUUCUGGAAGUAUGUGGGGAUGAUCUGGUAAAGCCAAGUUAGACAAAUGAUUCAGUCUCCAUGGCCCAAUUUACCUACCACACGUCCCUCAUGAAGCAGGUGCCAGGGAGCAUGAAAUGUUUGAUACCUGGAAGGCUGAUCUGGGCUGGAACAAUUUCCAAGAAUGACUGUGCCUGAUAUUCUCUCCCUGAUAACCAGACAUAUAGCAAGUGUAACAGGAAAUGAUGUUAAAUACCUCAGGCUUUCACAGAAUCGAGUCUUCAAAGUCAGUAUCAAUAUUUUUAUUGUUUUGUUCAGGACAGAUUACAUCCUCUCUUACGGUCACUUCACUUGAAUAAGUUUGAAACGAUCAAGUUGAUCAACUUUUCUGGAAACCAUGAUGUAUCUGCUCACCAGUUCAGACAAUGCACCCUUUUGUUUCCCCUGAUUCAGAUAGCAACGGGAAGAGAGGAAAGCAGGUUGCCACAUGGGGCUUGGAAGAACUGACUGUCUUGUUAGGGUGCGGUUGGAUAUCAGACCUCAGGUUGCACUCUAAGAUAAAACAGUGUUACUUGCUCACACAUUACACGAUUGACCUCUUACCAUGAGUGAGGACUGCUCUGGCCAGAAAGGGAAUCAGAAGAGUCCUGGUACAAAAAAAAGUCCAUCUAGAGCUUAGCAAAUGACUCACUGCACUGAAGAUGCUUUGGCUCUCAGCUCUGAGGAGGCCGAGCUCUUCUGCUGAGAAGUAGCUGCAAUUAUGAAGUUAAUGGAGUAGUCAAAUACUACAACGUUGAAUGUACCCAAGAACCUGCAAACCUAUGCUGUCUGCCUAAGCAAUCUGCAUUAUGUGCUGGCAGCUAUGGCUCCUGUGGAAUUUAUGUUCUGAGCACUGAGGAAGAGCAUCUCCCCCUGAAGUCAUCUAGCACUGAUUUCACAUUCUGGCUAUCCUGUAUUUGCUGUAAUUGGAAAAAUGUUUAAUUUUUUCAAAGUUUUCUUGAUAAAAUAUUCACAGAGGAAAUGCAGCAUUGUCUCUUUUUCAGGGAACAUGUCCUCUUGUGUUUCGAUUUCCACGAGAAUUGCAGGAAAGGAGUUCUUGUAAUAGCUGCUCUUGCUUAUGCCUGUAGGAGUGGGAAGGAGGACAUCAACUGGUAGCAUAAGCCCAGACACCUGAGUACCAUACCAUUCUCCUCUGAGAUUCUGGGCAAGUCUUUCCAUUUCUAUGUACUGCUCUUCUCCCUCUAAACUGAAGCUAAUAACUUUCUUCCAUUUUUUAUAAUUCCUGUACCAGUUUACUCUGUCAGGCCUGAAGUGCCUGACAGUGGCAGUUUUGGUGCUUGUACACUUUAUUGCUUUUGCUGCUCCCUACUAAUAUUAAGAGAGUGUACUCCAAAACUCUGAUAACAUAUCUGGAAGCCAAAUCAGAAAGCAUACUGCUUUUGUUUUUUUUUUUCUUUUUCAGGGUUUGAGUAGCACAGUGAGCACCAUUAGGUUCACAAAUUUCUGCAAAGAAGAGACACCGUGCAAAAUACUGAAUUUUUGUCCGCAUAGCUAGGCUCCUUGUUUGACAUCUGAAGUCAGGUUUCAUCUUAAAUAUUUUCUAAUAGGGAAGUGGUUUUAUCUUAAAUUUUUUAUGUUAUUGAAGUGCUGGAUUUCCAGUAAUACCUAUUUUGCUGAUGAAGGUAAGGGCACCCCAGUGUCUUCUGUACCAGAUGGAACAGGGAUUACAGAAACUCAUGUGGCAUUACUGCAAGAGAAACUCGGAAAUGAAAACCAGACCAUGACACAGAAGAGAUUACAGACUGAAAUUGCAUAGUGAAUGGAAGAACAGGAUUUUGAGUAGAUCUUUAUUUUUUUUUCUUCUGGAGAGAAAAAAAAACCAAACAAAAAAAACAACCAUGUGAAUUUAGGUAUUAACCAUGUUAAUAUGGUUGAAGUGUGCAUUUAUAUGGUGGUAGAUCUAUCUAAAAGAAGAAAAAGGCAUGGAGCUUUCCUGCCUAAUCAGUAUAUACAAGUAUUAUAUCUAUCUAUCUAUAUAGUAUAGUAUAUCAACCAUCCUAUAGGUACAGUUUGAGAUUUAUGCUGCUUAUGCAUGAGUCUGUGUAUAUAAAUAUAUAUUUUUUUACAUAUUCCCAUAUGUAAAAUGGGAUACACUCUACCUUUAUCUGUAGAGUGUAUCCAUAGGACAAUGUGCAAUGGUCUUAAACGGUAAGAGCUUAGAUUUAGAUUACACAUUUGGAAGAAAUUCUUGACUGUGAGAGCAGUAAGGCACUGGAACAGGCUGCCCAGAGAAGCCAUGGCUGCCCCAUCCCUAGAAGCAUUUGAGGUCAGACUGGAUGCAGCUUUGAGCAGCCUGAUAUAGUGCAAGGUGCCCCCUGCCUAUGGCAGGCUGUUGGAACUAGAUGGUCUAAUCCAUUCUGUGAUUCUAAACUAUUUCUCUCUCUUUUUCUUUUUCCAAUGGAGUAGUACUGAAUCUCAUGAAGAUAAAAUCCCAGAAGAUCCUGCUGAAAGAAAGAUGAGGUGCAGAGAUGUGCUAUGCUUCAUCGGAUUGAAUUUGGUUUGAAUUGACUGCAGCAAGAAGGAGUGUUUCUGAAGAGCUCAGCAUUACAAAAGGGACACCAAUGAGGUGCUGUGAGGUAUUGCCGUUGCCGCUGUGUUGUUCCUUUGAUCUCCUGCCUUUCCCAUGACGAUUUCCCAGUGUUUACAUUAUGGAUUUGAACAUGGGCACCCAGCCACAUUCUGUGACCAAGUCAGAGAUCCCAGACCAUGUUCUUUACACGGUGGGGACGUGUGUUCUUGUUAUUGGCUCCAUUGGCAUCAUAGGAAACCUCCUAGUUCUCUAUGCAUUUUACAGCAACAAGAAGCUGAGGACACCCCAGAACUUCUUUAUAAUGAAUUUGGCUGUGAGUGACUUCCUGAUGUCAGCUUCUCAGGCCCCCAUAUGCUUUAUCAACAGCUUGCACCGAGAGUGGAUCCUUGGAGAUAUAGGUUGUGACUUGUAUGCUUUCUGCGGGGCGCUCUUUGGAAUAACCUCGAUGAUGACUCUGUUAGCUAUUUCUGUUGACCGCUAUUUGGUGAUCACCAAGCCCCUGCGCUCCAUCCAGUGGACCUCCAAGAAGCGCACCAUACAGAUUAUUGCUGCUGUGUGGCUGUACUCGCUGGGGUGGAGCGUAGCCCCACUCCUUGGGUGGAGUUCCUACGUGCCUGAGGGCUUGAUGAUAUCCUGUACAUGGGACUAUGUAACCUACUCCCCUGCAAAUAGAAGUUACACCAUGAUUUUAUGCUGCUGCGUAUUUUUUAUUCCCCUGAUAAUAAUACUCCAUUGCUAUUUAUUUAUGUUCUUGGCCAUAAGAAGUACUGGCAGAGAUGUCCAAAAGCUUGGGUCCUGCAGCCGCAAAUCCUUCCUCUCUCAGUCCAUGAAGAAUGAAUGGAAACUGGCAAAAAUUGCAUUUGUGGUCAUCAUUGUGUAUGUCUUGUCCUGGUCUCCAUAUGCUUGUGUCACCUUGAUUGCCUGGGCAGGCCGAGGAAACACUCUAACGCCGUAUUCCAAAUCUGUGCCAGCUGUUAUUGCUAAAGCCUCUGCAAUCUACAACCCCAUCAUAUAUGCAAUAAUUCACCCGAGAUACAGAAAAACCAUCCACAAUGCUGUGCCCUGCUUAAGGUUCCUAAUACGAAUAUCAAAGAAUGAUCUCCUGAGAGGCUCCAUAAAUGAAUCAUCAUUCAGGACCUCUCUCUCCAGCCACCAGUCUCUUGCUGGAAGGACCAAGAACACUUGUGUUUCAUCAGUUUCCACUGGAGAAGCUAACUGGAGUGAUGUAGAGCUUGACACUGUAGAACCAGCUCAUGAGAAACUGCAGCCUCGCCGAAGUCAUUCCUUCUCAUCAAGUCUGAGACAGAAGAGAGACCUGCUUCCAGACAGCUAUAGCUGCAGUGAAGAAACUGAAGAAAAGGUUUCGCUGUCAUCCAGCUACCUGGAGAAGGUGCUGGGGCGGUCAGCCUUCCCCAGCUCCCCUGUAGCACUUGUGACCAGCUCCCUCCGAGCAGCCUCUCUUCCCGUUGGUUUAAACAGCAGCAGUGCCAGCAGAGGAGCAGGCUCAGAUAUCUCACAGAUGAAAACUGAAGAAAGUCAUAAUAAUGGAGGCCUGGACUCCAUUGUUAGCAAUACAGUCCCUCAAAUCAUUAUCAUUCCUACCUCAGAGACAAACCUAUUUCAAGAGGAACCUGAAGAGGAAGAGACUGAAUUAUUCCACUUCCAUGACAAAAAGAAGAAUCUGCUGGAUUUGGAAGGGCUUAGCUCAUCUACAGAGUUCCUCGAAGCUGUUGAGAAAUUUCUAUCAUAAGUGCAUCAAAAGGAAACUUUCUGGCAAUUAUUUUCUUGGCAUCUUUUCCCCAUAAUUAUACCAAAUAACCGAAGCCUUGUAGGUUAGAUCAUCAAGCUUUUUGUAUGUUUAUAUGGUAGCCACUAGGGAGCCUUCAGAUUUAUCUUUGUCCAGACUAGUUCAGGCAUAGAAAAAAGCUUUCUUUCAGAUCCAGCAUUGGAGGAUCUGGCAGCAGGAUCAAGUGGCAUCAGUGGAGUUGGCCACCUGCUUCAUGGGGCACUGAACCUUGGUAUGCAACCACAAAUACCAGGAGGAGGAAAAAUAAUUGAACUGAAAUAGGGGUAGCUGCUGAACAUGCUACUUGCAUGUGAAAUCCCAUUCUUAUUUUGGCAGCUCUCUUCUGGAGGUGGUGGUAAACACUGUGAGAUCACAGCUUUCCACCAGUCCCAGAGGCAAUAUGGCUAGAUGAUCAAACUAUCUUUUAAUCAAAUUAUUUGUAUAAAUAUAUAAAAAUAAACCUCAAUACAUGGAUUGAUCAUGUAGCAGGGAGGAGAUUGCUUACUUAUAAAAUUCAGUGAUAAAAGUUUGGAUUUUACCUCAGCAUUAGUGUAAUCACCUGAAUGUCAAAAUGCAAGGUGCUAUAUGCUAAAACAUGUAGUUCCACCUAUGGAAGCAUUUAGAGCACCUUGAGAUUUUCAUGUGGAUUAAAACAUGUAUGAAUCUAAUGAAUAUAAUUCUAAUGAAUAUGUGAUUAAAAGGAUGAACAUCCACAGCUGGCUUGACAAUUCACUCACGAGAAUAAAGCCCUAGCUGCUAUGUGUCACUUGUUACUUCAGCAGAGAUUCUUCUCUUCUAAAACUUCACAGAUUGAUGUCUUCUGCAGGUCAUGUUCCAAAAGCCUUCCUGUGGGUAAGACAUCACCCUGGGAUGAUAGCUUCAGAAAACUGUAUUGUUUGCUACAGGACCUGCAGUCGUAUUGUUAAUGGUGGUUAUUGUUUGUUUUGUCUGUUUUAUGUUACAGCUCAGGCUUGCAAGAUCCUUCUCGCAUUUCGUACCUAAAUACAUUCUUUCUCUAGUUAUUUAUUUUCCCUUUUGGAAAGAAGUUGUCUGCUGCAUCCUUUUUGGUUUCUGAGCUUCAGAUGUAGACAAGUUGAGCAAUGUUGUUCUUUACAAAGCAUCAGGAUAUCUUGGGAGAAAGCAGAAGUUCCUCGGCCACUAGGUUUUCCUCCAGGAUCAAGCAUCAUGACAGAGCCACCCACAGUCAGCUCAAUACUUCUAAAGACAAUUCCUACACUGAGGACCAACUCAGUUAGCAGGUGGCAUGGCACGGUGACUGGUGUGGAAUCUGCUCACCUGCAGCUUCUCAAGCCAGGCUGCUAUCCAAGCCCGUGGUUUGGGCCACAGAGAGUAACCAAAUGCUAAUUAAAGACCCUAUUCUUGGAAAACAGGGGAGGCUUCAUCCUUGGCCAAACAUAGAGUUCUGCCAUCUCUGAUUAUUUUUCUGCUGGAUCUGUCUUCUCUGGUUCAUUAUCAUCUCUUUUUCCUAUGUAACUACAUAGCCAGUGACCUUACUUCUUGCUUUUAAUAUCCUCAGUGGCAUCUCCCUUCUUCUCAAACCAGAUGCUAGGAAGCAAACAAACUUGCAGGCCUUACAAGUCUUACACCUGACUUUUGCUGUUGUAAUUAAAUAGCAAUAACAAAGGCAAUCAGUGUUCCAAGAUACAAAAAUAGGCCUCUGAGAAGAUUUUGCAAUCUAGUGUUCAUGUAAUUGUACUGGUAGGACUGUAAGGGGAAUAUUGCUGUGGUUUCCAAUGGGAUGAAGAAUGUAAGUUCUAAAGCAACAAUGAACAAAUUCCUCUGUAACCAGGGUUUUGCUUGGACUACACGGUGACAUUCCAGUGAUCUCUUGCACGUGUUCUGAUACCAACCAUGUGUUUCAGAAAACUAAUGGGCUUGAGAUGUGUGCAUUUCAUUUCUACACCUCAUUUGCAAUUUCUACUAUUGCUUCUGAAGCUAAUGUCAAUAUUACUGUGUUCUUCAACUGCUGUAGACCAGAAUGUCAAAUGAGAUAGCCGUAGAGUGAAAAAAACUAAAAUUAUAUGCAGAAUCAGACACAUUUAUUUCAGAAACAUCACAGUGUGAAUCAAUCUUAAAAUAGUGAAAGCAGUACAGAAGAAUCUUGUGUGCUGCUCUGUUGCUGCAUUAGACUAGAUGGCACACAAAAACAUCCAGUAUUGACUGCUGCUUUUCAUUUCAUGAAGGUAUGUAUUGGUUCGCUCAACUUGAAUAAACAAUUCUUAGGAGUUGUAUUAA
Molecule: messenger RNA, 6913 nt
Organism: Gallus gallus (chicken)
Lineage: Eukaryota; Metazoa; Chordata; Aves; Galliformes; Phasianidae
Gene: OPN4-1
Product: photopigment melanopsin-like
Exons: 21
Coding region: 2990-4621 (543 amino acids)
Biological process (GO): G protein-coupled receptor signaling pathway; visual perception
Cellular component (GO): membrane
Molecular function (GO): G protein-coupled receptor activity
Source: RefSeq, marked validated